CCUGAUGCUUCACGGCUAUCCUGUUCUGAUGAGAUGCUUGCAGGACGGCGGCUACUGGAAGGGUUCAACCUCCGCCAGAGCGCACCAUCGCUGGACAAUUCCUCUGGCGCUGUUAUGCUGCAAGCCCUCUACAACUACCAGUAUAAGUCUGAGGAUGGGAGGCAGGUGACCAUUGCAGAAGGCGAGAUCUUCCAGCUUAUGCACAAGGCCAAUGAGGACUGGUGGCAGGUGCGACGGCUUGGUCAGCCCAAGCAGAAGCGACCCAUCUUUGUGCCUGCCAGCUACAUGAUUGAAGUGCCCCCUGGCACAAGGGCAGCCCGCCUGGAAAAUACUACACAGCAUCCUGGCAUCAAUGCAGAGCAAGGUGGUGGCACUGCUCACUUGGAAGUGCUGUCUUACUCUCUGGUAGACCUCUGCAUGGAACCACACACCCCGCCUUUCCACCACGUCAGCCUCAUGUCCUGCCACAGCCUCCCUCUGCGUUCCCGUCGCUCGUCUCUGGGCAGGAGUCGCAGCACAAGCGGCUUGCCCCAAACUGGUGACGCAAGGCAGGAGCAGAGUUCAGAGGAGCAGCUGCUGGCAAGCUGCGGCCAAGAGAUGUUAGAUGAUACUCACCUGCCUCCCCAUCGUCCCGUUGGGGAAAAGACCCCAAUUUACUGCAACCUGGAGGAGAUGAAGCAACUAGCAACAAUGCCCCCCAGCCCUCGCAGCCCCCCACUGCAGGUGCUGGACACCUGGGAGCACCACAUAGAUUCUGGUUCCCUGCGCAGUUACUAUUACAAGCCAGUAACGGGUGAGAAGUCAUGGAAACCACCACGAAGGAACCAAGAGAUGCGCUUGAUACAGGCAGAGGGAAACAGCCCCUCAGCCCCUGUAGACCCUCCUCUGGGCGAAACACUGGACAAAGACCCAGACGGAGCAGAGAGGGGUGAGCUGGAGGCUGGGAGUCAGGGUCUCCGGACCAGGGACAAGAAGCUGAGCUACACCAAGUCCAUGGUGCUGCCAGAGACGCAGGUGUCCAAGGGAAGUCAUCGCCGGAACCUUUCGCAACACAGUUGUGAGGCCUGGCUAGAGGAAUACCCUGCACUGCCAGGAUCUGCCAAUGGUUCCCCCACAGAGAGCCCUGACCUGCUGCAUAUGGUGGAGAAAACCGGACAGCUGAACAAAACCAAGAUUGCAGAAGGAGGCCGAAAACUCAGAAAGUGUUGGGCAUCUUCGUGGCUGGUGUUGGCUGGGAACAGUCUCAUGUUCUACAAGGACCCCAAGGUGGCAGCUGCAUGGACUCCAGCCAGUAGCCGGCCUGAAAGCAGUGUGGAUUUGCGUGGGGCCCGCAUUGAUUGGGCCAGGGACUUGUCCAGUAAGCGGAAUGUCAUCCAUUUCCGCACCGUGACAGGCAAUGAGUAUCUCCUGCAAUCAGGCAGUGAGGCUGUCAUCCAAGACUGGUACCAGGCAAUCAGAAGGGUCAUCCGUAGGCUGGAUCAAGAGAACCCUCUGCAUGAGCCACUUCUGUAUCCACUCUGCCGGUCCAACAGUGCUGAACUUGUGGAUCUCAGUGCUGAUGAUGACGAGGAGCCGGGUGCUCUGAAGAAUGAGGCGCAGGCAGCGCCCUCGAGUCCGGACAGAGCCUACAAGAAACGGGUCAAGAGCAAGCUGAGGCGCUUCAUAGCAAAACGGCCGCCACUGCGGAGUUUGCAGGAAAAAGGACUGAUCCGAGACCAGGUCUUUGGUUGCCGGCUAGAAGCCUUGUGCCAACGGGAAGGGAGCACCGUCCCACGUUUUGUCCAGCUGUGUGUGGAAACUGUGGAACAGAGAGGACUGGAUGUAGAUGGAAUCUACAGGGUCAGUGGGAACUUGGCCGUUAUUCAAAAGCUGAGAUUCAUAGUUGAUCGUGAGCGGGCCGUGACCUCAGAUGGGCGCUACGUCUUCCCCGAGCAAGAGGAGAAGCUGCGCCUCAGUGACCCACAAUGGGACGAUGUGCAUGUGGUAACAGGGGCCCUCAAGCUUUUCUUCCGGGAGCUGCCUGAGCCACUGGUUCCUUACAGCCUCUUUGAUGAAUUUGUGGCUUGUGUCAAGUUGUCUGAACCCAAGGAAAAAGUAUCCAAGCUUGCAGGACUGAUCCAGAGCCUCCCCCAACCGAACCAGGACACACUGCAUUAUUUACUGAAGCAUCUUCGCAAAGUGAUGGAGCACUCAGAUAUCAACCGGAUGACGACACAGAACAUUGGCAUUGUCUUUGGUCCAACACUCCUGAGACACGAGCGAGAUGCAACCAGCCUGGUGGAGGGCAUGGUGUACCAGAACCAGGUGGUGGAGCUGCUCCUUACUGAAUUCCCCAGCAUCUUUGUGGCCCCAGGUGCUGAAUGACAUGGCUGGCACCUAAAUCUCAGAGGCUGACGGUUUUAUCUUGAAGGCGCACUAGAUCGCGGAUCAUCUAGUCCUGGGGCAAAGGACUGGCUCUGAGCACCUCUGACCUGGCAUUUGCUAUUAGACCAGUACUGCUUGGCAUCAGCUUCUUGCGGUGUGGAUUUCUAGGUGGCUUGGGCUCUGCAGGGUCAUAAUCCAGGAUCUUGAGACCGAGUCAAAUUUAGAAGCUGGUGCACCGUAGGGGAAGGUGUUCUCUACCUACUACCCCCCACAAAGAACUAUUUCCGACGCCUCAAAUGUAGCUGAGGCAAAAUGAAGCGGAGACUGGCAGCACUUGGACCUAGGCCCACAGGGUCCAGCACGAUUCCUUGAGUAUGAAUGUGAAAAGAGAAGGCUGUCGAAAACAGGCUCCCCGUUAACCCUGCCCCUCUGACAUCACCAUUCAGCCAAGUUCAGCAGCUCAUUCUCUUGAGCCAACGGUUAUGUUUUCUCCACAUGACUUGCUGCCUCCGAUGUGUAAGGCACCUUUGCUCUGUUUUUGCACCCUUCUGCACCAGUUCCUCAUUUUGUCCUUGCAGUAAAGUCAUGCAGUAAAGCAUACAUCCUCUAGGACAGGAACAAGGAACCAGUGCCUGUCUUAAGAGGUUUCUGGUCCACAGUUCCUAUUGUCCCUGACCAUUGGCUAUGCUGCCUGGGGCCAAUAGGGUUUUGGAGUCCAGCAUCUUCUGAAAGGAACCAGCUUCUUUAUGCCUGCUCUAGGUGUCCUUCGUGACUCAUAAUGUUAGGGCACACCAGUACUUUUAAAUUAAAAUAAAAAGGUAAAACUACUUUGAAACUGCCAUGGUUUCCUGCAAACAACCCUAGGAACUAUAGCUUAAUGAAGCUGUUGAAUUUUCUGUACUGGAGAUCCAGUACAGGUUUUUUUGGUCCAGAGCUAUGACAUUCCACUCUAAUUCUGUGGCUCUCUGAAUUGUUUGGGUCAUAGCUUAUGGCAGCCUUCCCCAAUCUGUCACUCUCAAUAUGUUUUGGACUAUAGCUCCUGUCAGCUUCAGUCACCAUGACCAAAGCCCAGGAUCAAUGGGAGUUAUAGUCCAACAAUCUCUGAAGGGCACCAGGUUGGGAAGGCUGGCUCAUGGCAUGCAAAGAGGUUUGCAUUUAACAACUCACCUGGUAGCCCUAGUUGAUCAAGAAUCUCUUGUGGGCAAGUGAGCACACUGGCAGAAAAGAAAUGGACCACUCUUUGUCUCCUCUGCCAACCUCAGCCAUGGAGGAAGAAGGUUGGUGGAAUGGAGAAAAAGUUAUCCAGCCCAGACAGUGGAAGUCCUUUUUUGGGGGGGUGAGUCUUAAAAGUUAGUAGCCAGUCUUCCCAUGCCCACUAUGGAGACAGUGGCUACUACCCUCAUAGCAAACACAUUUUUGUUUGUUUUGUUUCUGUUUU
Molecule: messenger RNA, 3802 nt
Organism: Lacerta agilis (Sand lizard)
Lineage: Eukaryota; Metazoa; Chordata; Lepidosauria; Squamata; Lacertidae
Gene: ARHGAP9
Product: Rho GTPase activating protein 9
Exons: 17
Coding region: 34-2364 (776 amino acids)
Biological process (GO): signal transduction; regulation of GTPase activity
Cellular component (GO): cytoplasm
Molecular function (GO): protein binding
Source: RefSeq, a predicted model, not a curated record